UAUAACUUAGCCUCGUUAUUAUAACCAAAGCCCCAAAGCCCAUCAAUAGUCCAAACCCCAAAACUACAAAAGAAAACCCAAAACCUAAAUUUGUCUCUUUUGUUUUCCAUUUCCUCUUCAAAGAGCUAAAAGGAAGGAAACGAAAAACAAAAGAAAAAAAAACGUAUGGCGAGUGAGGCGGCGGCGGUGGCGGCGGUGGUGGCAGCGGAGGCAGCAGCAACAGGGGCAGAGAAGCAGCCACAUAAGCUUGAAAGAAAGUGGACUUUUUGGUUUGAUAACCAAUCAAAACCUAAACAAGGCGCUGCUUGGGGUACUUCUCUACGCAAAGUUUAUACCUUUGACACCGUAGAAGAAUUUUGGUGUUUGUAUGAUCAAAUAUUCAAGCCCAGCAAGUUGCCUGGAAAUGCUGAUUUCCACUUGUUUAAGGCUGGAAUUGAGCCCAAAUGGGAAGAUCCUGAGUGUGCUAAUGGAGGAAAGUGGUCUGUCACUAGCAGCAGAAAGGCUAAUCUUGAUAACAUGUGGCUUGAAACUUUGAUGGCAUUGAUUGGCGAGCAAUUUGAUGAGGCAGAUGAGAUUUGUGGCGUAGUUGCUAGUGUACGCCAGAGGCAGGACAAACUUGCAUUGUGGACCAAGACAGCCACGAAUGAGGCUGCUCAGAUGGGCAUUGGUAGGAAGUGGAAGGAGAUCAUUGACGUCAAUGAUAAAAUUACUUAUAGCUUCCAUGAUGACUCGAGAAGGGAAAGAUCAGCGAAAGGCCGAUACAAUGUUUGAACUCUUUGCUGGUUUCUUUGUGGUGCUUGUACUCUCUAUUGCCAAAUUGUAGCCGGAAGUACUGUAAUUUGUUACCUAUUUUUGUGCUUUGUGCGCUGAGAACACUAGAUAGUUGAAAUAUUCUGCAUGUGAGUUUUUUUUAAUGUAAUACCAUCAACAAUCAAGUUCUAUGUUUAGAUAUUUUUUAUAUUCUAGUAUUGAGAAAUUUAUUCCUUGAAUACUCAAAU
Messenger RNA from Durio zibethinus, 998 nucleotides. RefSeq names its product Eukaryotic initiation factor 4E protein (gene LSP1). Gene Ontology annotation, biological process: translational initiation. NCBI's taxonomy places the organism in Eukaryota, Viridiplantae, Streptophyta, Magnoliopsida, Malvales, Malvaceae. Gene Ontology annotation, cellular component: eukaryotic translation initiation factor 4F complex; cytoplasm. The record is from RefSeq and is a predicted model, not a curated record. Gene Ontology annotation, molecular function: RNA 7-methylguanosine cap binding; translation initiation factor activity.